Messenger RNA from Capsella rubella, 2295 nucleotides. RefSeq lists its product as uncharacterized. NCBI's taxonomy places the organism in Eukaryota, Viridiplantae, Streptophyta, Magnoliopsida, Brassicales, Brassicaceae. The transcript is spliced from 5 exons. Bases 621 to 2012 code for a protein of 463 amino acids. The record is from RefSeq and is a predicted model, not a curated record.
GUGUUGUUGUGUGCUGUUUGUGUCUGUCUUGUAGUAUCUUUCAUUAAUAAAUUUUGUAGUUAUAUUCUUCAAUUCCAUCAUUAACAAAUAGAUUAUAAGUUUAUAAGAUUGCCUUACACUGUAUGUAAAUAACUACAAAAAGUAAUUAAUUAAUGUGUAAUUUGCAUUUGACUUUGAAGAGAUUAUAAUUUUGUUUUGAAAGUUUGAAGUUUGACGAGGGAAAAUUUUAAAUAAACGGACGUCGUUUUCAUUUUCUUUGCAUGUAUAUUUGUAAAUUCGUAUUAUAUAACAGCCCCAUGCCAAAAUUAUUGGAGUCUAUCAGAUUAUUAAAUAAACAGAAAUUUUUUUGUUUUAUUAAAUUGCCAAAGAUUGCGUUGUGUAAACAAAUUGACCAUUUUGAACAAGUGAUUUGUGUAAAGAAAUCGAUUUCGUUUCUCUUGAACAUUUUGAACAAGUGAUUUGUGAUUGUGACCCUUCAAGAUUUGGGAUCGGCGAAUCUUUGAACAUCUUUUUACUGAUAUAAAAAGAUUACUUUGGUUUCUAUUCUGGGUUUUUAUGUUGAUUCCUGAAGAGUUCAUUUUCAUAAGAUUCGUUCUUGUGUGAGGAGGUCUUAAAGAGAAAUGGAGUUUAAGGAGAUUAGAUCCUCCUCCGUGAUUGAGAGAUCUAUGCGUUAUAAUGGACUGUUUCAACCUCUGCAUCAAGAAAAGCUGAGAGUUGUUGAGAGACAGAACCAACAACCAAAAGGGUUUAUCCAAAACUCAGAUUCUUGUUUCAGAGUGAUUCCGACGAAGGAACUCUGUCGAGUUUAUCUCCAGAAACCCAAUUUGUUGGCUUCUAAAGGUGUAAUUGAUGCACAAGCCAAGCCUCCUCACAGGAAAUUUGCUAGGAGAUAUGAUCAGCAAAACUUGAAGUCGAAGCUGAGACAUCAACAGCAGAAUCAUACAAAUGUUGAUCCUCUGAAACCCAAAAUGGAGAAGAAAGAGAACUCUCGGAGAUAUUUUACUCCUCUUGGUUUCAGUAGUGGUUGUAAUUUGGGAUAUAGGAAGAAAGGGAAAGACUUCUUACUUGAGAAGAAAUCCAAGGAAAUGACUAAGCGUUGUGAUGGUACUACAUUUGGUCAGAAGAAGGAGAGAGUUGUGAGAGAAGUUAAAUCCAGUUUGAUGGUUAGUACAUCUAGGGACAAAGUUGCAGCAGAUGUGAAGUUCAGAGAGUUAUCUUCUUCAGGUUUCAUCAGCAAGGAUAAAAACGAUGAUUGCUCCAAUCCAUCUCCUGAAUGUCAAACGAACUCAGAAGAAGCUCAUCAACCUAGUCCUGUUUCUGUUCUGGAGCCAAUGUUUUCCGAAGAUAUCUUAGACGACUGUGACGAACUUCCAUAUCUCGAUUCUUCAAGUCUAGAGAGACAGCUCGAGACCCUGAAAUCUGAAUCUGAGAGUUAUUCAGAUGGUAGUGGGAUGGAAGUAUCGAGCGAUGAGGAGUCUGUCCAUGGUUCUGAAAUCAAAGAAAGCAAAGACAUUGAACAAGUUGGGUUCUUGGAUACCCAACAAAGCAGGGACUCUUACAUUGAUGAUAUCUUGACUGAAGCUGUACAAGGGAACAAGAAUUGGGUUCCUGAAAAACGGGAUUUAGCCAUCAGCCCCAAGAUCUUUGAGAAACUCGAGAAGAAGUAUUACACAGAGACAUCUUGGAAGAGGUCUGAAAGAAGGAUUUUGUUUGACAGAGUCAAGUCAGGUCUGGUAGAGAUUCUAGAAUCUUUUUCAGCUACACCAACAUGGAAGAAACUCGUUUCUAGGCGGCUUGGCACUGCACUAAGCACACGUGCACUGAAACAAGAACUCUGGAAAGUACUUGCUAGGCAAGAGAAGCGAGCCAAGAAAGAAUCAUUGGCCAAAGUGCCAGUCAUAGACAUUGAUGAGUGGUUAGAACUUGAAGCAGAUGAUGAGUCGGUGGUUUGUGAAUUAGAAACUAUGUUAGUGGACGAGUUGUUGGCUGAGGUUGUUGUCAGCUUCAUGUAGGGUGUAGAGUGAUUCUUUUCAUUCUUUUUCGUUUUACAUUGCAUUCUCUGCAAUUUAUUAAGAAUAGAAAACAGAGUGGUAGUUGCAUUUGGCUUGCAUCAUCAAAGGGAGAUGUAUAGCAUUUGAGGAAGUUGUGUAUACAAAUAGUUUCUUUUUUCAGGUCUAGGAUUGGCCUCUUAGCAAUUCAGUCACAUUGCUUCAAAAGCUUAUUGUGACUUGUACCCAUUUUUGAAAGUGUUUCAACAAGUUUUUUUGUGUGAAUGAAACAGGAAUUUGAUUGAAA